GGGGACGAUGCUACAAAGCCCUAACGUGUAGAACCCUAAUUAGGGUUCUUGCGGGCGAUGGAGAAGCCGAUGCUGCUCCUUACGCUGCUCGUGCUGCUGCUUCUGGGAUCGAUCGACGCGCAGAUCUCCAAGCCGAUUGCUCACGACUCCAAUGUGGAGGAGAGCGUCAAGCAGAACAAAUUCCGCAGCCGCGAGGCCAGCGACGAUCUUCUCGGCUAUCCAAACCUAGACGAAGAAGCUUUGGCGAACACGCAGUGUCCUAGGAACUUAGAAUUGCGAUGGCAGGCAGAAGCGAGCGCAAGCAUCUACGCUGCUCCUCUCAUCGCAGACAUCAACGGGGAUGGGAAACUGGACAUUGUUGUGCCGUCUUUCGUUCACUACCUCGAUGUUCUUGAAGGAGCAGAUGGUGAAAAAAUGCAAGGAUGGCCGGCUUAUCACCAAUCCACAGUGCAUUCCAGUCCCUUGCUUUACGACAUUGACAAGGAUGGAUAUAAGGAAAUUCUUUUGCCGACUUACAACGGAGAAGUUCUUAUGUUCCGUUCGUCGGGCUAUCAGAUAAAUGAGAAGAUCACAGUUCCAAGGUUACGGGUUCGAAAGGACUGGUAUGUUGGAUUGAGUCCUGACCAUGUGGACCGAUCUCAUCCUGAUGUUCACGAUGAUGGUUUAGUGAUUCCUUCUCCUCCUGGCGUGUCAAGUGACCACGCGGUAGCGAAUGCUUCUAGUACCAUCGCCACGAAGGAUGGACAGAACGGUUCUAGUACUAUCGAGACGAAGGAUGGACAGAACGGUAGCUCUCCCGGCAAUGUUUCGGCAAAACUGGACAACUCAACCUUAAGCAACACUCCGGAGACAUUGAACGUUUCAGCAACUGCAACUGCAGGGAAUGGAUCGGCUACUUUGAAAGUUAGCGACGUCGCUGAAGCUGGGUCAGAACUUCGCAUGGGUACUACAAGUCCGAAUAACACGCAGGGAACACAGAGACGGCUUCUCCAACAGGAAGCCACAGCCGGUGACAACCGAGAGAAACUGGAAGCGGAUGCAGAGGCCACGUUUGAUGUUUUCCGUGAUAAGGGAGGGCUGAGUGACGAGUAUGCUUACGAUUAUGACGACUACGUAGACGAAUCGAUGUGGACCGAUGAUCACUGGGUUCGGGCUGUCCACGAAAGGGAAGAAGACUUUAUCGACAUAGACGCACAUAUUCUUUGCACACCGGUGAUUGCAGACAUUGACAAGGAUGGAGUCGACGAACUUAUUGUUGCUGCUUCCUUUUUCUUUGAUCGUGAGUAUUACGAAGCAAAUCCUGACUUGCUCAGCAAGGAUGUCGAUAUUAGCAAAUACGUUGCUGGAGCCAUCUUCGUUUUUAGUUUGGACACGAAACAAGUCAAGUGGAAAAUACAUUUCGACCUUAGUACCGAUUCUGUGGCGUUCCGUGCGUAUAUCUAUUCAUCGCCGACGGUAGUCGACCUGGAUGGCGAUGGAUACCUCAGUAUCGUAGUUGGGACAUCCUUCGGAUUCGUUUAUGCUCUGCAUUACAACGGUAUUGUAAGGAAAAACUUCCCGCUACAAAUGGGAGAGAUUCACGCCCAGGUUGUUGCGGCUGACGUAAACGACGAUGGGAAAGUCGAGAUUGUCACCGCUGACACAAGAGGCAAUGUUGUUGCCUGGGAGACCGAUGGCAAGCUAUUGUGGGAAGUUCAUCUCAAGAGUAUGAUAGCUCAAGCGCCGACUGUGGGCGAUGUGAAUGGCGAUGGAAUAACUGACGUGGUUGUUCCGACUGCUUCAGGCAACAUCUACGUUUUGAAGGGCACCGACGGCUCAUAUGUUCCCCCGUUUCCGUUCCGUACGCAUGGCCGGAUCAUGGCUUCGGUGUUGCUACUUGAUUUUGGUAACAAGGAAUCGGAGCAAGCCGACGUGGUCUUGGUUGCAACUUCGUUCGAUGGCUACCUGUACAUUAUCGAUGGGAAAACUGGCUGUGCCGACGCAACAGAUAUUGGAGAAACAUCAUAUACCAUGGUUUUAGCGGAGAAUGUUGACGGAGGCGACGAUCUCGAUCUGAUAGUUACAACCAUGAAUGGAAACGUCUACUGUUUCCAAACCCCAGUGAAACACCACCCCUUGAAGGCAUGGCCGACAGCAAACCACGGGAGGAACGUCCUGUCACCUCGCUACAAUCGCGAAGGCGUUUAUGCUCUACCUUCGUCCAGAAAGUUUCGAGACGAAGCCGGCGAGAGCUUCUGGGUGGUGUUUAAAAUCGUGGAUCAGCACAACUUGCACGGGCCUUACAACGUGACUCUGACGCUCUUGGUCCCGGGGAACUACCACGAGCCUCGAAGGAUCAUGCAGUGGCAUCGCUACGAUCAACCGGGGGUCCAGAAGCUCAAAGUCCCGUGCGUGCCAAUCCGGAGCACUGGAACAGUGACGCUGGAGAUGGUGGACAGGCACGGCCUCGCUUUCACCGACGAAUUCUCGCUAACGUUCCAUAUGCACUACUAUCGACUCCUCAAAUGGUUCGUGGUUCUACCAUUGCUGGGAAUGCUUGUAGCCAUCGUUGGUCUUCAUCCCGAAGAUCACGUCUCGCUACCUUCUUUCUCUUCCAAUGGUAGGCACCAAAUGUAGGAACCAUGGUUGAAGUUAACUCUAGUCAAGGUUUAAAAGUAAACUCUAGUUAAUUUUUCCUAAA
Molecule: messenger RNA, 2680 nt
Organism: Selaginella moellendorffii
Lineage: Eukaryota; Viridiplantae; Streptophyta; Lycopodiopsida; Selaginellales; Selaginellaceae
Product: protein DEFECTIVE IN EXINE FORMATION 1
Exons: 13
Coding region: 58-2616 (852 amino acids)
Molecular function (GO): protein binding
Source: RefSeq, a predicted model, not a curated record